AUGGCUCCUGAAGGCUACAAACCCGUCUUCGCCUUCAGCUUCUGCCUGCCUGCAGGGAUUUUCUUCCAGCUUGCCACCUACAUUUUCGACAUGGGGAAUGACGCCGUGCAAAUCGCCACAUUCAUCCUUCAUCGAGACUUCUGGUUCGCAGGCUUCAUGGGCGUCUUCGUGGUCCUCAGCUUUUUGGCCACGGUCGUGGGGAUGCAUGAGUACAGCAAGCUGAAGCGCUUCGACCCCCUGACCGAGGCCCGGCUCUCCUUGGCCCGGGGAGUGACGACCGAGGCUUGGGAGGGGAUGCUGGCUGCGGAACGGGUCAUCGAAGCGCCGAGCACCGGGCUCAUCGGCCCGUACGGCGCCUCCCUGCUUCAGCUCACGCCGCUGCAGGCGGCCAGCUGCCUCUAUGGGCUCUACUCGUCAGCAAAAGCGAUGGCCGAGGGCCGGCUGGACUUGGAGGUAAACACUGGCGCGGAGGCAGGUGCAGCGGCCUUGAGGGCCGUCAGACCUGUGAAGGCGGCCAUGCUCACCGCCUGGUACUUCGGCGCCUUUGCUGCAGAGCUGGCCGCCUUCGCCGUGGCGAGUGCCACCCUCCACCCGGUCCUCACCUUGCCGGGGUACCUCCUCGGUGCAGUGGCGAAUGGCGCAGCCGCGUGGUGGUCUGGAGCUUCGCAGAUUCUGGGCGUUGCUGUCUACUCUUGCCUCGGGGUUGGCUAUGCCAUGGCAGGCUUGCAGACCAAAAGCUUCCUCAAGAAUAGCGAGGCAACAGGAGCUGGAGGAGGAGGCCCCGGCUCCAUCCCAGCGCUUUGGAUUCUGAUGCGCUUCAUCUCCUGGACCGCCCUCUGCCUAUUGGACCUCCCCCAGGGCCUUCUUCCCCUGGGCUCGCUAGGACGGCCUAUGGGCCUCCCGGUGCUCCGGGAAAAAUUCCUGGAGCCGGCUGUGGCUUCUUGGGAAGCUGUAGUGUGUUUCACCUCUAAUUUCUGGAUUUCUGUCGAACCGGAGACCAAUGCGACCUCCAUGUCUUUGACCGAAGAGGUGGGGUUUGGCGACUGCGGCUGGCCGACAAGCGGCCAGCUGAGUAGUGCAUCAACAAUCUUUAACACCUGUUUGUUCUCCUUGGCUGCACUUCUAGUACCAAUCCACAUGUGCAUUGUGGUGGGAAUGUUGCUUUUCAAUCCGAUUUACGCCCGUGCAGCCGAGAACCUUGAGCUCAAGGAGGAGGUUGAGGCCAAGCAGCGCGAAAUCAACGAUUUCGCGGAGCGGAACGAGCAAGCUGCGGGACAGCACGAGCAGCUGAGCCUGCUUCCGAAUUAG
Molecule: messenger RNA, 1308 nt
Organism: Symbiodinium necroappetens
Lineage: Eukaryota; Dinophyceae; Suessiales; Symbiodiniaceae
Source: the annotation of a GenBank genome assembly